Messenger RNA from Klebsormidium nitens, 693 nucleotides. The record is from the annotation of a GenBank genome assembly. Lineage: Eukaryota; Viridiplantae; Streptophyta; Klebsormidiophyceae; Klebsormidiales; Klebsormidiaceae.
AUGGCCCUGAGCUCUCGCACUGCCUUGGCGUUGCUCGUCCUCGCGGCGGUUGCCGCUGUCGCUUGCGCAUCGGAUGCGGACCCGCUCGUUGACUUCGUACUGUCCGGAGCCAAUGGGGCCCCAGUGACGGGCGCCAACUUCGCAUUUCGAGGGCUCAACAAUGUCAAUGUGACGUCAGGCCAGGGCAGCGCCGCCAAGUCUGCCAACGCCGCAACGUUCCCUGCUUUGACGUCCCAGGGCAUCUCUUACACUUUCGUCAACUAUGCGCCGUGCGGCCAGAACCCGAUCCACACCCAUCCUCGCGCAACGGAGAUUCUGUAUGUCAUCGAAGGCCAGCUGUACGUCGGCUUCGUUGACACCAACAACACUCUGUUCUCGACGACCCUGAACGUGGGCGACGCGUUCGUCUUCCCCCGCGGUCUGAUCCACUUCCAGCAGAACACCAACUCGAACAGCGGAGCCAGGGCGCUUGCUGCGCUCAACAGCCAGAACCCGGGAACCCAGAGGAUUGGGAGCGCAAUCUUCCUGCCUUCCGGCAUCCCCACCAGCAUCUCCCAGGUCGCGUUCAAUGCGCAGGCGUCCGCCAUCGAAGCCAUCAAGCAGAACUUUCCUGCGUCCGGGAACGCGGUCGGUACCGCCAACACGGGGUGCGGACCUUCCGUGACGUACCCGUAUGGCAGGAAGAUGCUGUGA